This is a messenger RNA of Sporothrix schenckii 1099-18, 237 nucleotides long. RefSeq lists its product as uncharacterized. NCBI's taxonomy places the organism in Eukaryota, Fungi, Ascomycota, Sordariomycetes, Ophiostomatales, Ophiostomataceae. Bases 1 to 237 code for a protein of 78 amino acids. The transcript has a single exon. The record is from RefSeq and is a predicted model, not a curated record.
AUGGCAAGUGAACGAAUCGAGUCGGCGGCGUUUAGCAAGGCGACACGGAGCGAAACAGUCUCCAAGACACGCGCGGUUGUCGACGUUGACGGCCGUUGGCUGGAGACGCGCACGACGGAGGGUUGGAGGGCCCAGGGUCUCGAGCGAAAAGAAAAGUCGAGAAAAGGCGACGCAGGGAGAGCGAGACAGUGCAGACGGAGCAAGGGUGACGAAGAAGACACAAUCGACGAUAAAUGA